Pimephales promelas (fathead minnow) is the source of this 1269-nucleotide messenger RNA. NCBI's taxonomy places the organism in Eukaryota, Metazoa, Chordata, Actinopteri, Cypriniformes, Leuciscidae. The record is from RefSeq and is a predicted model, not a curated record.
AGCCUGCUAGAUAUCUCGAGCAGUCGCGCGACUCAAUCUCAGUGAUGUCAUGAGCUAGAGCCAAUCAGAGCAAGGUAUGGAUCGAGAUAACCGGGUAAAUACGCGAAAUGCGCGAUUUUCAAACAAACACGUCCAAUACGAGUUUGCAGAAAGAUCAGCAACAUGUCAAGAAAGCAAUGGACUCAAGAUUUAGACCAAAUUUUAAUCGAACUGUGGCAGGAGCAUGAAUGCCUUUAUGAUGUUGGACAUGACAUGUACCACAACCGCAUUGAGAAAGAGAAAAGGUGGACAGAAAUCACAAACGCCCUCAAACACCCAGACUUUACUGUUGAGGACAUUAAGAUCAGGGCAGUAUCCCUGCGAACGCAGUACUGCCGUUUGCAGAAACCCAAACCAAGUGGAAGUGGCAGUAAACCCUUGACCCCAAGGCAAAGGUGGCUUCUCAGAGCGAUGGAUUUCAUCAAAACAUUUAUUGUUCACCGGCCAUGUGAAACAACACUUGGUGCAUCAUUCAGUGGGCAGAGUGAUGCAGAGGAUAUGGACCUCUCAGACCUAAGGCCUGAUACACCAUCUGUAGACAGCUCCCCAUGUACUGCGUCCACCCCAAUUCCGUCAAAUCAAGAAGCCUUUCCAUUGCUGGAGGAAACUGCUUCAACUGCUUCAAGUGACAGCGGUAAACAGCCACGUUUAAGCAACAAUCCCCCAAAAAGAAAGAGGGUGUCCGAGGAUGUUUUAGAGCUGCAGAAGCUGGAUUUGUUAAAACAUAUGGUUGCUCAAGUGGACUCACAUCCACCUCGGGAUACAUUAACUUCUUUUGGGAACCAGGUGGCUUUGGAAUUGAGGGAUAUUCAAAACCCUGUUCUGUUAUCGCAAGUUAAAAGAAGCAUAAUGAUUUUGAUAUACAACGCCCAGGAGAAUGACAGAAGCGGGUCAUUGUCAUCACCUGGACAGCCUACCCCACAUCAGCCUGUCAAUUCAGGUUUAUCAAGGGCCCAGUCUCAUUCCCAGCAUCCUUAUUAUGUCUCAGGUCCUGGGUAUUAUAGACCACUUUUGGAGACACAACCCGAACAUGCCCAUGAGUAGACAUUCUAAUGAACCUGUAAACAAUUCUGGAUUUGUACUAGGUGAAAAAAUAUUGUUAUUUUAUAUUUUUUGUAGUAGUGCUGUACUUGGUAUUUAAACUUGUUUGUAUUGUGUUCCUUUUUUCUUUAAUGUAAACAUCCUUUUUAUAAAUAAAAAAACACAUUCUAAAACCGGCUGGCUGUCCAU